Messenger RNA from Sabethes cyaneus, 807 nucleotides. RefSeq names its product 39S ribosomal protein L11, mitochondrial (gene mRpL11). Bases 164 to 754 code for a protein of 196 amino acids. The transcript is spliced from 2 exons. The record is from RefSeq and is a predicted model, not a curated record. NCBI's taxonomy places the organism in Eukaryota, Metazoa, Arthropoda, Insecta, Diptera, Culicidae. Gene Ontology annotation, molecular function: structural constituent of ribosome; large ribosomal subunit rRNA binding. Gene Ontology annotation, biological process: translation. Gene Ontology annotation, cellular component: ribosome; mitochondrial large ribosomal subunit.
AGUUACACAAUUAUUAUUGAGAUGUUGGUUUUUAAUUCAUAGUUUUUUAUUUUACUGUCUGUGCUUUAAAUCCUAAUAGUUAUUCCUGGAUUUCGAAUAACAUUUAUUGAAAACUGUAGAAUCAAUUGCAGAGUGAUUGACAUUAAAACAAGCGUAAAAAGUCAUGUCGAAAGCAGCUGGUCGUCUGAAAACGCUCAAAAAAGCGGUGGACAAGGUCAACCAUAGCAGCAAGCUUCGAACCAAUAUUCCGGCUGGCAUGGCUGUCGCUGGUCCUCCGUUGGGUCCGAUGCUUGGUCAACGAGGCAUCAAUAUUGCUGCUUUCUGUAAAGAUUUUAACGAACGCACCAAAGAUUAUAAAGAAGGAAUCCCGUUGCCUUGUCGGGUUGCAGUUACUUCGGAUCGUUCCUACGAGCUUACCAUUCACGCUCCACCUUCAACUUUUCUACUGAAACAAGCCGCUGGCAUUCAGCGAGGGGCCAUGUACCCGGGAAAAGAAACGGCUGGCAAGAUCACUCGUAAACAUCUCUAUGAAAUAGCCCAAAUCAAACUACAGGAUCCGCCAAAUGCGCUACUUACGCUGCAACAAAUGUGCAAUUCGCUAGUGGGUGCGGCGAGGACGUGCGGAAUCGAAAUCGUCAACGAGUUAGACCCUGCUGAAUAUCAACAGUUUCUCGAUGAACGUCAAAGAGUUGUUGAGGAGCAACGACGUGAAUUGCAAGAAAAACGGGAAGCUAAAAUGCUUCGGAUGGGUUAGGACUAAAGAUUUGCAAAUAGAUUCGAUUUAGUUUAACAUAUUUGUAUUUCAAA